AUGCACGCCGCAGUCAGGAUGGAGGCCAGGCCCGGGCCGGGCCUGCGGCUGGCGCUGCUGCUGCUGCUGGUGCUAGGGACCCCCGAGCCCGGGGUGCGGGGGCAGGACGGGCUGGACUUCCCCGAGUACGACGGCGUGGACCGGGUGGUCAACGUCAACGCCAAGAACUACAAGAACGUGUUCAAGAAGUACGAGGUGCUGGCGCUGCUCUACCACGAGCCGCCCGAGGACGACAAGGCCUCGCAGAGACAGUUUGAGAUGGAGGAGCUGAUCCUGGAGCUAGCAGCCCAAGUGCUCGAAGACAAGGGUGUUGGCUUCGGGAUGGUGGACUCUGAGAAGGACACAGCUGUCGCCAAGAAACUAGGACUCACGGAAGAGGACAGCAUCUACGUGUUCAAGGGAGACGAAGUCAUUGAGUAUGACGGCGAGCUCGCUGCUGACACCCUGGUGGAGUUUCUGCUUGAUGUCCUAGAGGACCCCGUGGAAUUGAUCGAGGGUGAACGAGAGCUGCAGGCGUUUGAGAACAUCGAGGAUGACAACAAACUCAUCGGCUACUUCAAGAGCAAAGACUCAGAGCAUUACAAGGCCUUUGAGGACGCCGCAGAGGAGUUCCACCCGUACAUCCCCUUCUUCGCCACCUUCGACAGCAAGGUGGCAAAGAAGCUGACCCUGAAGAUGAACGAGGUUGACUUCUAUGAAGCCUUCAUGGACGAGCCCGUGACCAUCCCAGACAAGCCCAACAGCAAAGAGGAGAUUGUCAGCUUCGUGGAGGAGCAUAAGAGAUCCACCCUGAGGAAACUGAAGCCUGAGAGCAUGUACGAGACCUGGGAGGACGACAUGGAUGGGAUCCACAUUGUGGCCUUUGCGGAGGAAGCUGAUCCUGACGGCUACGAGUUCCUAGAGACUCUCAAGGCUGUGGCCCAAGAUAACACUGAAAACCCUGACCUCAGCAUCAUCUGGAUUGACCCCGACGACUUUCCCCUGCUGGUUCCAUACUGGGAGAAGACGUUUGAUAUCGACCUGUCAGCCCCACAGAUAGGAGUCGUCAAUGUGACUGAUGCGGACAGCAUAUGGAUGGAGAUGGACGAUGAGGAGGACCUGCCUUCCGCCGAGGAGCUGGAGGACUGGCUGGAGGAUGUGCUGGAGGGUGAGAUCAACACAGAGGAUGAUGAUGAUGAUGACGACGACGACGACGAUGAUGACGAUGAUGAUGACUAG
Molecule: messenger RNA, 1218 nt
Organism: Pipistrellus nathusii (Nathusius's pipistrelle)
Lineage: Eukaryota; Metazoa; Chordata; Mammalia; Chiroptera; Vespertilionidae
Source: the annotation of a GenBank genome assembly